Molecule: messenger RNA, 1795 nt
Organism: Pseudo-nitzschia multistriata
Lineage: Eukaryota; Bacillariophyta; Bacillariophyceae; Bacillariales; Bacillariaceae
Source: the annotation of a GenBank genome assembly
GGAUUCGUUAUCAUGUCGCUGUAAGACCGCUCUGGACACGGAUGAUCUUUGGCAUGGUACCCCUGUCUUUAUUUGCAUCUGGAUUGCUAGUGGCAGCAAGGAUAACGUCAAGUCAUGCUUGGAACUUCUGUACAGCUCAGGCGGGAAAGAAGAAUUGUUCGAGUCCAAGUCCUUGUCGUUUAGAAUACACGGCCGAAGAUACUUCAGCCACUCAAUCUAUUGCAUAUGAUAAUAGCCGUUGUUCUAUUUCAUUGUCRCUAUCGCGACGGAAGCUGUUUUCGGUGAUCCCGCAUCAAGCAUUUGCAGCAUCAUCUUUGUGCCUCGUCGCAUUGGGAUCGCCUACAUCUCCGGCGUUUGCAAGGAACAUGCCGGUUUCAAACGGUGCAAACACAGCAAAUGUAGGAACAGUCYCGGCUCUGGUACCAUUAGUAGCUCUGCGUUACAAUCUUGUAUCCUUGCGGGAACUUAUGGAAGUGAACCAGCGAAAAAGGGACGAUGGGGGGAUUUUGAAUAUUAUCACCAAAACAAAAGCUGCACUUUCUUUCCGAAAACUCGGCAUUGAUAGUGGCACUGUGCCGGUCACAAUACCAACUCGGGAAGAAGAGUUCAAGCGUUUAUUUGAUGCCUAUUCAGACCAGGUUAGCUACAAGCAGAAAUUUUUAGAUCAAAAUGCCUUCUUGGUUUACUACACAAAUGGUUAUGAUGGGCCCGGUCGUGAUAGCUUGGAAAAGGAUCCUGUCAAUGAAAGACAGACCUUGCAAUUUGGAGCCAGGAAUGAAGCCUGGAUUUUCUGGGAUGAUUUUCUUUCCGAGUGUGAUUUUUACGAAUCUUCUAUUCGCAAGACAGGCGCCUCAAGCAGCGACGAUGCUGAUGAGAGUUUUGUAGAUAUGAUGAAAUACCUGUCAAAUACUAUUCAAGCCUUAGAUAGCUAUUUAAAGCUAUCGCCUCCUGAAGAUUUGAAAGCGGCCGAAAAAGAAGUUUCAUGAAGAAUCUCGAAUUUCACUUUGGCUUUUGGUCGACUGUGAACCAAUCAAGACUUAAUUGUUGCGUUGCCUGCCUUUCAGGCGAUCGAGAACCGCGUUAAAUUCAGUAUUGGAUCAUCGUAAUCGUCAGAAAAUAUUUUUUCAACCAACACCUCUGAACUAGCGUUGUAAUAAUGUCGAAGUUUGGCUAUGGCCGAUGUCUGAUGCUUCGCUUUCGUGUCUUUGCUGAAGAUAGAUUCGUUGCCAUACUUKCCCCAGCCUGAAGCUCCGAAAGAUCUCCAAAGAUCACUGUUCCCAUCCACGAAAAAUUUAUCGCGGUUGCUUGACUGAAGUCUUUGCAGUAAUUUUUUGGUGUCUUCCUGGAGACGAUGGAAGUUUCCCACAAAAUUGAUGAAUGGCAUGAACGCCUUGUCAAUUCGUUUUGUUUGUGGUCUCCAGUGCGGGUCGCAGCAACAAGUGUCUUCUAUAAUACGCAAAAAUCCCAAAAAGGAAGAAUUCGCCUCCUCGCCACAGGUAGCGUUCUUCGUGUUGCAGCAGUGUCUUUGGACGUAUUUUCCGUUUUUCCGCGCAGCCUUAUCCAAAAAUGCUGAUAGAGUUCGUUCCUUCGGAUCCCUAACAAAAACUGCGCGAGUCCAUUCAGGGUGUGUUAGGAUCGUCAAGGCAUCAGCAAUACUAUAAUGAUAAAGGUAGGUCAAGCCGUUCUUCUUUGGGUUGUGGGGUAGAUGUGCGCUGUCAGUCAUCCAGUCCUCUGCACCCAUCAUCCGUCGAAACAACUGUUUGAAGACAGUACAUGCGACCUAUAUUCGAUUUGC